AUGGGGAAGGUAGCCGAGGCGGUUAAUGUCGACGCCAAGAUGUACACGUCGUACGACCACCCGUUCACAGAAAGCAUCAUCCAGGUGCCACUCCCAGACAAGUACAAAUCGCCUCCCAUUCCGUUAUAUGACGGAAGGAGUAAUCCGGAUGACCACUUGGAGGUGUACACAGGACAUAUGGUCCUGCAUGGAUACCCCGAGGAGGUCAUGUGCCGAGCAUUCAGGAAUCACCUGUCUGAUUCUGCGAUGAGGUGGUUCAGAUCUCUGAAACCAAACUCCAUCACCAGUUGGGAUGACUUGAAGAACGCCUUUCUGACUCAGUUCAUAGGUGUCAAAAAAUACAUCCCACCCAAACAAAACCUCUCAAGAGUGUACCAGGGACCCAACGAGUACCUGAAGGACUGGAUAGCCCGGUUUGGGGAGCAGGUCGCCACCACUGAGGGAAUCUCCGAUGAGGUGGCCUUGAUGAGGGCGCUAUCGAGUAUGAAGAAAGACAUCCCCUACAGCACAGACCUCGACCGUAGGCCGCCCCAUACCUACCAGGAAUUCCUGACAAGGGCACAGGGGUUCAUCAACGUCGAGGAGGCUAAGAAGGCCUUGAAGAGCAAGGUGACUGCCCUUGCCAAGGAAGAGGUAGGGCAGGUGAGCGGCCAAAACAACGGUAAGAAGUGCCGAGGUCCCCCUCAGGUGCAAGCCGAGCAGAGGUAUAACCCGGCUCUGAGUAACAGAGGUGGCAACGCCUCGACGAGUCAGGGGGAGAACAAGCGGCCGAAGCUGCAACGGUACGACGCCUACACACCCUUAAUUAUGGGGAUCGAAGACGUCUACCAUGAGAUAAGUCAUCUCCAGGUCCUGCGUCGACCGCUGCUGCUGAAGUCCAACCCAGCAAGGAGAAACCAAAACAAGUAUUGUCAGUUUCAUGGUGAGAGUGGGCACACUAUGGCCGAAUGCUACGACCUAAGGGAUGAGGUCGAGAGGUUGAUCCGAGAGGGAAGGCUUAAUGAUUACCGAGCCGACCGUCAGAACAAAAACAACAGACGCAAUAACGACCGACGGGAAGAGUAG
Morus notabilis is the source of this 1065-nucleotide messenger RNA. RefSeq lists its product as uncharacterized. The coding region runs from base 1 to 1065 and encodes 354 amino acids. The record is from RefSeq and is a predicted model, not a curated record. The transcript has a single exon. Lineage: Eukaryota; Viridiplantae; Streptophyta; Magnoliopsida; Rosales; Moraceae.